Messenger RNA from Penicillium subrubescens, 432 nucleotides. RefSeq lists its product as uncharacterized. The transcript is spliced from 4 exons. The record is from RefSeq and is a predicted model, not a curated record. NCBI's taxonomy places the organism in Eukaryota, Fungi, Ascomycota, Eurotiomycetes, Eurotiales, Aspergillaceae. Bases 1 to 432 code for a protein of 143 amino acids.
AUGGCUUAUUCCCCGUACGAUCCCUCGAUCACUAGCUCCAUUCUCGGUCCAAACCCGCGUAUACUCACACUGGGCUUGCCCAAUUCCGAGUAUCCAUCCAACCCAUCGAUCCAGAGGAUCACAACUUCACCGAUUCCGAAGCCUGAUGUCCCGGAGAGUGUCAAGUCGUGGCUGAGAGCUGGUCAAAUUGUAGACUAUCUUGACAUCUUCGUGUCAAACUCCGAGAGGAAGAUCGGGAGAUCGAGAUCGAGAUCGAGAUUCUCAAUAACAGACCGUUCACAUUGGGAUAAUAUCAAGGCCGAGGACUCUUUCUGCGACACUCCAACAGGAAUGCUAUCCGGUAUUACAGUUGGGCAUUCAAAGCCCCAGGAUCUUCCGACAUGGCACACUGAUUCCACUCAUCAAUGGCUUGACGAUUUUGAGGAUCCGUAG